Messenger RNA from Plasmodium cynomolgi strain B, 1329 nucleotides. Its product is annotated as chitinase. The annotation marks the transcript as partial. The transcript has a single exon. Gene Ontology annotation, molecular function: hydrolase activity, hydrolyzing O-glycosyl compounds. Gene Ontology annotation, biological process: carbohydrate metabolic process. Lineage: Eukaryota; Apicomplexa; Aconoidasida; Haemosporida; Plasmodiidae. The record is from RefSeq and is a predicted model, not a curated record.
AUGUUUUAUGAUGUAUCUAGACCAUUUAACGGAAAGCAGAAAUUUUUAGUAAGGAAACAUGGACUAGAAUAUGAAACUUACGGAGUGAUGCUAAACGAAAUCAGGCGUAUAAGGAAAGCUCGUCCAGACAUCAUCUUAAUUCUAUCAUUAGGAGGAGAAACGUACAUGAUAGAUAUUACAAAAGAUAUUGAUUAUAUGGACCAAAUAGUUAAGCUUGUGAAAGAUUUUGAUUUAGAUGGUGUAGAUAUUGACUGGGAACCACAUGGCAGCUUUAACAAUCUAAACGAACUAGACUUUUCAGAAUAUUAUAUUAAAUUAAUCAACUUAGUAAGAAGUAGUAUCCCAGAAGAGAAAAUAAUCUCCAUAUCAGGAUCAUCCAAUGCAGCCUUAUCAUGUGUAUCGGUAAAUGAAACAUUUUGCAAAGACGAUGACUCUCCAUAUAACACGAACUACUUGUCUCAACAAAUGGGUAAAAACGAAGAGUUAUACAAAGCAUCGACUAUGUUAUCUACAGGAACUUUUGUCAAUAUUUUUAACACAGCGAAGGAAAAAAUUGACCUUGUAUUUAUUCAGACGUACAACUUAGAAACGACAAACCCAAGUAUAAUGGUAGACAUGUAUCUAUCCCAUCUCUAUUUCGGAUUGAAAUAUAACAUCACAGUUUUGCUAGGAUUUUCAUUAGAACACAACCGAGGUGGGUUCAGCCCAGAUGAUAGAGCAUUAGUCGAAUUAGUAUCAAAAACGAUUCAUGACGAAAAUCAUAAGCACAAUCGAGCAGACGGAGUAGGAAUAUGGCACUUGUUCAUGAAAGAACAGUUGCCAUCUGGAUCAUAUGAUAUAGAUGCGUUCCUCACGAAUGUAUGGAAAAAUUUAAACCCCCAGGUAGAAGUACCAAAAGAUGUAGUUACAACUCAAAACCCUGAUGACUGUAACAGUAUAGAUGAAUAUGUUUCUGGACUUGUUGUGUCUAAAUCAGGCGUGUACUACAAGCACAAUGGAGCAAUAUGGAAAACUAGGUCAUAUUCAACCCGUGCUCCUGGUGUUGACAGAUAUGAAUGGGACUUGGUCAAAAUAUGUUAUGAAAAAGCGUGCAACGGAAAGGCGGCUCAUUACUUUAACACUGAUUAUCAAAAUGGAUCUAUAGUUAUAUGGAAAGGAGAAGCCUUCACUAUUAAAUGGUGGCAAUCUGGACCUCCUGAAGGCGCGGCGUUGGAAGCAUAUGAAAAAUUGGAAGCAUCCGAAUGUCCAGGACUCUCGGAAUGGAACGAGGAGCACCCACAUAAGCCAAUUGAGGAAGAUAUCCCCUAUGAGCAAGAGGAAGACGCGCCU